This is a messenger RNA of Haplochromis burtoni (Burton's mouthbrooder), 1536 nucleotides long. It is a transcript of the gene phox2bb, whose product is annotated as paired like homeobox 2Bb. The record is from RefSeq and is a predicted model, not a curated record. NCBI's taxonomy places the organism in Eukaryota, Metazoa, Chordata, Actinopteri, Cichliformes, Cichlidae. The transcript has 3 exons. Gene Ontology annotation, biological process: regulation of transcription by RNA polymerase II. The coding region runs from base 415 to 1272 and encodes 285 amino acids. Gene Ontology annotation, molecular function: RNA polymerase II transcription regulatory region sequence-specific DNA binding; DNA-binding transcription factor activity, RNA polymerase II-specific.
CAGUGCCAGCCCAAUAGACUGAUGAGUUAUUGUCAUGUAAAAAAGCGCUAGCAAUAAGACCAAACGCUUUGCUAUUGUCCAAGCGGAAAGAGCCAAGUUUAUUAUGAGGACUAUAUGCUCUAGAGACCUCGGGCUAGGCGGCUCUUAGGGGGCUUUUCAUAAAACAGGGCUAGGUUCCUAUAAAGGAGGCCAGUUUUGGAGCAGGCGCUGAGCAGUGAACAUCUACCCACCGUCCAGCCUUUUUUUUUCCAAUCAGUUCAAACCAAACAAGUAAUCUUUCCCCCCAAACUCAGACCGCGCGUCCUCCUCAUUUUUGUUUUUAUUAUUUUUUUCUUUCAAACCCAUUUUUUGGGUGUUUUGUUUGCCAUUUUUUCCAGGGAAGUGCAGCUUUCUAACUCUACCGAGCCUUCUCAAAUGUAUAAAAUGGAGUAUUCUUACCUAAAUUCCUCUGCCUACGAGUCAUGUAUGGCCGGGAUGGACACUUCGAGCUUGGCAUCGGCCUAUGCGGACUUCAGUUCGUGCAGUCAAGCCAGUGGGUUUCAGUACAAUCCCAUCAGGACCACUUUUGGGGCCACCUCCGGCUGUCCGUCUCUCACGCCGGGGUCCUGCAGUCUGGGGACCCUGCGGGACCACCAGAGCAGCCCGUACGCCGCAGUUCCAUACAAACUCUUCACGGAUCACGGGGGACUGAACGAGAAGAGAAAGCAGAGGCGCAUCCGGACCACUUUCACCAGCGCACAGCUGAAGGAGCUGGAGCGGGUUUUUGCUGAAACACACUACCCGGACAUCUACACUAGAGAGGAGCUGGCACUCAAAAUCGAUCUGACUGAAGCCAGAGUGCAGGUAUGGUUCCAAAACCGACGUGCCAAAUUCCGCAAGCAGGAGCGGGCUGCAGCUGCAGCCGCUGCUGCAGCCAAGUCCAGUUCUGGAAAAAAGUCCGAUUCGAGAGAUGAAGACAGCAAAGAGACCAAAACCACCGACCCUGACAGCACAGGAGGACCGGGCCCGAACCCCGUGCCCACCUCCAACUGCGGCGGGCCGAGCCCUACUGCAGGCCAAGUCAACACCACCGGGAACGGACAAGCGGACCAAGUGAAGACCUCCGUGUCCACCGGCAUGGGAGUGACAGCACCAAGCCAAGGCUGGGCCACCGCACCGGGGACCAUCACCUCUAUCCCGGACUCAUUGGGCGGGCCCUUCGCCAGCGUACUGUCGUCUUUGCAAAGACAGAACGGAGCCAAAGCUACGUUAGUAAAGACCAGCAUGUUCUAAUGAAGCUUCACAUCGGGGAAAGAGAAGCAGAGCAGGGGAAGAGAGAUACGUUUCCUCCUUCUCUGGAGACUGAAAAGCAAUCGCCCAAGACUGACUUAAGGACAACAAAAAGCAGUUAGGAAAAAAAGAUUACUACUGUUAUCUUUUAUUUUUACGCCUUGCGUCGUUUCUUGUGGCCAGUUGGCAGUUUGCGGCAAACAUAUCCAUCUUGACAAGUCAGAUCGUCUUAUAAUAAUAAUAAUAAUAAAAAAAAAAAGUUAUUUU